Molecule: messenger RNA, 5548 nt
Organism: Anneissia japonica
Lineage: Eukaryota; Metazoa; Echinodermata; Crinoidea; Comatulida; Comatulidae
Product: SH2 domain-containing adapter protein F-like
Exons: 6
Coding region: 146-1609 (487 amino acids)
Molecular function (GO): phosphotyrosine residue binding
Source: RefSeq, a predicted model, not a curated record
ACAACGAUCAGACCGUGUGUGUGUGUGUGUGAUGAGAGGAAAUGAAUACAUCCCCCAUAUAUAAUCGUGAAAAGUGAGCAGAUAUAGACGCAAGCGGAAAACAUACGACUGCAACAGAAUUUAGGAUAUUUCCAUCUCCGCCAACAUGGCGAAGAUAUUUAGAAAAUUGGGAAAGAAACCAAAGCCACCAAGUCCAGAUUACUCAGGCUCGGGGAGAAAUUCUCGCCUUGGUAGUGGCUCCAUCCGAAGCCCUGUGAACGAGUUCGAUGAUGAUUACAACAAAGACCCACAGCUGGCCCGAAUGGGAAGUGGUAGAUUUAGCCAAACGACUGAUACCCUGUGCUCUGUGUUUGGGCCAGACUCAAAUGUCGGAACAUUUUCGUCUCAGCAAGGCGCUGGAACAUUUAAUAAUUCACAGCAAAAUCCAGCAGAUACAAUCGAAUCUAAUCGACGAACAAUGGGAUAUGAUAAUUCGUUACCCAAUUCACCAACGAAAAAGACAACCGUAGUGCUAGAUGAUUACAGCGACCCCAAAGAUAUCCGCAAAGCCUUGGAGCAGGAGGAUUGCUAUAGUUUACCACAAGAUAGUACAUUUGAUGCCCCUUCCAGCCAGAUUGCUCAGCCACCAGAGAAUGACUACUCAGUACCAUACGAACCACAGAAGAGGCCUCAGAAAGAAGGAGGAAGAGUAAGUAAUGGAGCUGCCCCAGUAAGCAACCGCCCUAGUUACCAUGGUAAACCAAAACCCCCACAGGACCACCCGGAACCCAUAGUCCCACCUGGAGGUGAUGUUAAAACGCAUCACAAUGGCUUAACUUUAGAAAACGGGCGGUUAUCACCAAGAGUACAGGAAACAAUACAUGCAAUUUCUACGAUGCGAUCAGAGGAACGACAACGCCUUCAGUCGACACCUGACACGGAUUCAAGGCCGGGAGGCGAGUACGAUGAGCCAUGGGAAUGGCAGAUGAGGAGAAACCGGGCCAAAGAAGAAGCUACCUCACCCACCGACAUUAGUAUACCAAGGUCUAGGAGUAGAUCCGACGUGGCCAGCCUUAAUCACGGAUUGAGACCGACACCAGAAACAGAUAACAGACCACCAACAGAGUAUGAUGAACCCUGGGAAUGGAAAAGAAUCCGUGGUAUGAACCAAGCAGCACAUGGAGGUAAUAGAGAACAUACUCAAAUGAGUCGUAGCAGUAGCUGUUCAAAUAAACCAUCUUCAAAUUUACGGUUGGAAAUUACAAGACCGAAACCAGACCCAGUAGGGGAAUACGUUGACCCUAAUAAGGCUCUCCAAGAACAGGGGUGGUAUCAUGGUAAACUUUCUAGGAGUGAUGCUGAAAAGAAGCUUAAAUCCUGCCGUGAAGGAAGUUACCUAGUUCGUCAAAGUGAAAGUAGUGCAAAGGAUUUCUCAUUGUCACUAAAGAGUGCAAAAGGCUAUAUGCAUAUGAAGAUAGUGCUACACCAAGAAGGUUACAUACUGGGUGAAUUUAGUAAACCUUUUAAAUCGAUUCCAUGUGUGAUCAGUCAUUAUUCCUUACACAAGCUGAACAUCAAGGGCGCCGAGCAUAUGAUGCUUCUCUACGCUGUGCACGACAACCUGCUCUGAGUCUCCCUCAAACUGGACUGAUGCCGUUGGUUUCCUGGUUGAUGCUAGAAUACCAUUGUGCCCCCUGCAGAGACUAUGGUUGUCACUUUUUGAUGAAAGAGGUACUUACGCCAUGUAAAUGCUAGAAGUAAACCUCUUGUUAAUAUUAGGGAGUUCCUCGCUGAUGGUACCAUUUGUUGAUGCUAAAGUGAUCUGUUGUUGAUUCUAGAGGCACUUUUUGCUGAAUCAGAGGUGCCUCUAGCUAGCUGAAGCUGAUGGCACCCAUGUGGGUACCCUCUGUUGAUACUAGGGGCAAUGCUGUUGAUUCUGGAUGUUACCCUGCUCGGGGCACAUGCUGUUGUUUCUAGAUGUUACCUUUACUGAAGAUGAGAGCAGCCUUUGUUGAUACUGGAGAAGUGUUUGCUAAGUAUAGACCUCCCAUCUUGAUACCAGGAGUAUUUCCCAAUUAAAAGGACUCUUACUGUUAUUAACAGGAUGUUUGUAACCCCUUCAACUGUAAUAAGGAUGAAAUUAGCACUCAACAUAAUUGCAACAUCAUAGAAAUUAUGUAUCCAUUUACACACUUUGCAGUUGUGUGUUCUGAUAAGAAUUAUUAGAAUAUUAAACUUUUUUUAAAGAAUACAAUGUUUUGCUGAUAUUACUGCAAAACCGACCAAUAACCUGUAUUCGCCGUGGAAACUGCAUUGAUUUAUCAGCUCUUAUUUUUUUUAAUUUCUCAAAUUAGUGUUUGUUCUGAAAGAUCAUUACCAUGAUACCAGUAACUAAUACUUAAAUGCUUCUUAUAAAUGUCUUGCUGAUUAAUGCCAAGAUAAUAUUUUAUAUCAUCUUCAUGAAAACUGUUACUAUUUUAUCAAUAUUGACUGUAAGAAGGAAACCAUUUUGAAUGUAACCGUAUAAACUGUCGAUAAUGACGUUUUGUAUUGUGCUUCCUCAAGUAGGUAUUAUAUCACAUGUGACUGGAGUUAAAAUAGAAAGUGUAUAUCCAAAGUAUUGAUGUAAAAAUUGAAUAAGGACAAUACAUAUUCAUUGUCGGGGUUGUACUUCCUAUUUCCUUAUGAUGAACACUGAUGUAUCACAGGAAAUUUGUAUGGCAAGAUUACCAAGUGAGUUUUAGCUUUUAAGAUUUUUAUGGGAAUUUUAAUGGUUUUAAUAACUUGUAAUUAUGGAACUGUUUUAUUGUUAUAAUAAUAAUUCACACUCAGUCAUCCAUUAAGGAGCAAACAAAAGGUAUUUCUCAACUACCCAGAAUUUUCAGAAAAUUCAACAAAAUUAAUAAUUCACCACAGGUUUGAUUUUACUAUAUAUAUUGUAAAGGGUUGGAAAAAUCAUGGAUAAAAUUAAUGGUUGCAUCUGGUCAUAAUUUUAAUGCCCUCUGAACAGUAGAGGGCAGUAUUUCUAUUUUUCAUGUGUUAUCUAAAACAUGGAGAGCAGUAUUUAUUAAUUUUCCAUAAGUUGAUAGUUGAGUAAUGUAUUCAAUAUCUUAUUUUGAAUAAUUAAAAAAAAAAAGAAAGGGAAUUGGACAAAUGUUUGAUUUGACUUAUAUUGUAUAAAACCAACAUUUGAUAUGGAUAAGUCCCAAUUCUAUUAAAAUAAAUUGUGUUGGCCUUUAUUUUAUGUCAGAUUGAAAUGUUAACCUUAAGAAAUGUAAGAAAUUAAAAAUGUAAGUAUUCAAAUUAUUUGUAACAAAAUUAGAGAAAUAAGCUCUUCCAGUAACACUUCUGUACUAUUUAUAAGCUUCUCAGUAUACAUGCUUAACCUGUGUUUUUUCAUGAAUACACAGUUGCCUUUGAAAAAUGCCCCAAUUUCAACAAUUUGGAGCAAGAAAUAGUUCAUCAACACAGCAUUUAUUUCUAUUUAUUGGUUUCUAUACUGGCAACACAGAUCUUCUUGAUUUAUAAGGAAUCAUUUUUUUUUUAUCUUACAUACUUUAUCUUGGCAGUUUCUAUUAUUAAUUGAGUUCAUAUGUUAAUUGUAAAAUUUAUCAUUGUUUGUUAUAUCUACAUUUUUUAACCUGUAAAAUAAUUAAAUUUCUUUUAAUAUGAAUACUUGGAAAAUAAUGAAACAUUUUUUAAAUGGCUAUAUAUUUUUAAAUUAAUUUCUCUUCAUUAGUCAUUGUAUUACUUUCUAGCUUUUGGAUAAGUUGGUGCUCUAUUCAUAUGUAUUAUUUUUCAUUGACUAAACUUAACAUCUUAUUCCCUAUUUUGUGUGCUUUGCUACAUAAUUCUUGAGGUUUUAAUUUGAAGUAAAUGUUUAAUAUUGUUACCUAGAAAGUAAAUAGAGUAAAUAUUUUAUUGAAAGACCAAAAGUGUAAAGCAUUAGAGAUUGUUGUACAGGGUUUUUGCUUUAAUGAGAUGGGAGAAAUAUGAGAAAACAAAUACAAUUAAAUAAUUACUUUCUUUCUAGGCUUUAAAUAUUAUUUAUAUAUUUAAUCAUUAAAGCUUAAUGAAAUCUAAUACUGAAACGAAUAAUAAUACUAAUAGUCAUACUUUAAUAGCAUAUUUAGAUCAAUAUAAUAAAUUAUUCAAAAUUGUAUCAGUUGGAAGCGAUUUUUGAAAAGCCAGUGAAUUUUUAGAAGGUACAGUAAAAUCUGUAUCAAAAUCUAGUUUGAAUUAUAUCCCAGAUUCAUGAUUAUAAGAAAUUAAAUAUUCCUGGAGUCCUUGCUACAUUGCUGCAUAAUAAUAAUUUUUUUUUUUUUUUUGUAAUUGUAAUCCAUAUUGUUAUAUAAAAUUAAGUUUUAAUUUCUGUUAAUAUUCCAUGUAUGUUCAUGUUGUUUAUCUAUUACAUGAAAGUAUUUGUUUUGUUUAUAUUGUGCAAAAUCAUAUUAUAUCUCUAAAGAAACAAAUGCAUAAGCUUAUAGAGUUUUAAAGAUGUUUCUUUGUAAAUUAAUUUAAAAAUAGAUAAGAUUUUAGAAAAUAUACUGUGUUGUUAAGCAUGGGCAAAAAAUUAUAUUCUUUUUCAAACAUUUUUCUUUUUAUUCAUUGGUUUCAAAGAUAUUUUUGCUUUAUUAAAUUCUGUGCAAUUUAUUCGUUGUAGUUGAAAAAUUAAGAUUGUUCUAGAGAAGCAUAUUUGUCUUUAUACAGUUAUACUGUCUAUGUCGAGUUAAUAAACAAGGUUAAUUUGAAUCGCUUACUUUGUAUUACUGCAUUAUCAAAAGUUACUAGCUUUUCAAUUGUAAAGCCUUGUGUAGACUAUCAAAUUUGAUUUGACAAAAAACAUAUGACAUGCCUAAAUAUGGUAAUGAUGACAUCACAUCAUGACCAUAUAUGGUUUGCCAUCCCAAAACCAGCAUACUGUCGCUAAAUGUAAAACUGAAUAAUUAGCAUAAGAAUGUGGCGGUAUUGUAUAGCCGUAAUACUUUUUACUCAACUUCAGAAGUCAAUUCCAAUAUGACCUAUCAUUUUAAAGCUUAUAAUGGGGAGAAUAUAAAUAUAAUGUAUGAAAAGUCUUGGUUUGGUCACAGAUGUUGGUUUUGGCAUGGUAAGCUCUGUAUAUAGUCACAUCAUGACUAUAUAUGGGCAUACAACUCUUUUUUGUCAAAGAAAAAUUAAUGGUGUGAACAGACUUGUGAGAAAAAGAAAGUGUUUUUUUUUCUCACUAAUUUACAGAUGUAUAAAAAUACUGUUUCUAUAUUCUUUGCAUAGUCUCUUAAAUUGGCUGGUAAUCAGUUUAAGGAUUUUUCUAUUAAAAAUGUUGUGAAUCGGCUAAAAGUUAGCAUUGAAAUGAUUUGUUGACAAGGUUUUUUUUUUUGUUAACGACAGACAGUAUCUUGACAAUGCUAUUUUUCGUUUGAACUGUAGAUUCUCUUACCAUAAGGACGGCUGACUUGCAUCAACCUAUACAAAAUGUUACAAAAUAAUGUCUGAUAAUUGUUUUUAUGAAUGAUGUAAGAGUUUGUAAUAAAUUUGAAUUGUCUAUAUCACGGACAUCAAGGUGCAAAUA